Molecule: messenger RNA, 1239 nt
Organism: Triticum dicoccoides
Lineage: Eukaryota; Viridiplantae; Streptophyta; Magnoliopsida; Poales; Poaceae
Product: oxysterol-binding protein-related protein 1C-like
Exons: 5
Coding region: 1-1239 (412 amino acids)
Cellular component (GO): membrane; cytosol
Molecular function (GO): sterol binding
Source: RefSeq, a predicted model, not a curated record
AUGUGCACUCUCUCAGAGGUCUCAUCAUGGAUCUCUGGUGCCAGAACGGGGUUGUCUGCCGCACCACAGGAGGAGGCCGGCCAUGGCGACACCGGAUCUGGCAUCUCCGGGGUCCUCUACAAGUGGGUCAACUACGGCCGCGGGUGGCGGCCCCGCUGGUUCGCGCUCAGCAACGGCAUGCUCUCCUACUACAAGAUCCACGGGCCCGACCGCAUCGACCUCUCCCGCGACACCGACCGCGGCGCCAAGGUCAUCGGCGAGGACUCGCUCCGCCGCCUCGCGCGCCCCUCCUCCGCCUCCGCCCCCCACUCCAACGGCCACGGCCACCACCAGACGCCCCGCAAGCCCCUCGGCGAAAUCCACCUCAAGGUGUCGACCGUCAGAGAGAGCAGAUCGGACGACAGGAGGUUCUCCAUCUUCUCGGGGACCAAGAGGCUGCACCUGCGGGCCGAGACGAGGGAGGACAGGGCCGCGUGGCUCGAGGCGCUCCGUGCCACCAAGGAGAUGUUCCCGAGGAUGUCCACCAGCGAGAUGGUCGGGCCGGGGGACACUGCGGCGGCCGCGGCGGUCUCCACCGAGCGCCUGAAGAAGCGCCUGCAGCAGGAAGGGGUCAGCGAUGCUGCCAUUGCUGACAGCGAGAGGAUCGUGCGGGAGGAGUUCGAGGCGCUGCACAAGCAUCUUGUGCUUCUCAAGCAGAAGCAGACGCUACUCCUUGACAUGCUCCGCCACCUAGAGAUACCAACUUUCCGAGAAGGAAGUGGUAGCGAGUCUGAUGAUUACAAUGAACCACAAGAUCCUGUUGAAGAGGAGACUGACGAUGAAGAGAACAUAUAUUUUGAUACAACUGAUUUCCUUUCAUCUAGUUCUUUUAAAAGCAGUGGAUCUGAUUUCCAAAGAUCUGAAGCUGGUUCAGAUGAUGAGGACGACUACCCGAUGGAUGGAAUUGAUCCUUCUAUGAACUCUGUUGGAAUUAAUUAUCCAUAUGUGAGAAGGCGUAAGAAGCUACCAGAUCUAGUUGAGAAAGAGAAGGGUGUUAGUUUGUGGUCAAUGAUCAAGGACAACAUAGGAAAGGAUCUUACCAAAGUCUGUCUGCCUGUUUACUUCAAUGAACCUCUUUCAUCAUUACAAAAAUGUUUCGAGGAUCUUGAGUAUUCCUACCUUAUUGAUCGUGCAUAUGAAUGGGGCAAAAGGGUAUGUCUUCUUCCUCAUUAUUCUCAGCAUGUGACGGGAAGUGCGUGA